AUGACAGUGGCCGAAGCUAUGGGCGAGACCGCCACGAAUGUGCAGCAUACCCAUCUAGGUGCCAAUGCUCCAACAGAGAUCAACGCCAGGGACCUCUUCUCGCUCGACCACAGAACGAUCAUCGUGACCGGCGCUUCCGGCGGGAUGGGCCUCACAGUGGUGAAAGCGAUCCUGCAAUUCAGCGCCGACGUCAUCGCCGUAGACUGCCACGAGGCAGCAAGCUCUGCUCAGGAAGGCAUGCACUAUUCCCGUCCUCUCCGACAUCAAGACCUCCAAAGAAUAGCCCACGAAACCAACACGCAUUUAACAUACCACCACUGCGACAUCUCAAACCUGGAAUCCACAUCCUCGGUUUUUGGGGAUGCGGUCUCCCGCGCGCGGUACCCUCUGCGCGGACUCGUCCACUGCGCGGCCAUCGGCUGGACGGAGCCCUCCAUCAACUUCCCCAUAGAGGAAGCGCAGCAGAUCGUCGAAGUCAACUUGAUCGGCACGUUGAUUUGCGCCCAAGCCGCCGCCACGCUGGUGCUCAAGAACGGCGGUCCGUCGGCGAGUUUUGUCCUCAUCGCGGGUAUGAGCGGGUAUGUGGUCAACAAGGUGCGUUGCGUACGAGAACAAGGAUGCGGGUGCGCGUUUUGUGUGUCGCGGUCUAACUCCCCAUACGGCGCGCGGGGCACGCCAAACGCAGCCUACGCGGCCUCCAAAGCCGGGGUACAUCAGCUGACGCGCAACCUGGCGUCAGAAUGGGGAAGUCCUUGUCCGCAGGCCAAGGCCAAGGACAACGGCGGCGGCGGCGGCGGACUAAACACCGCUCGUGAGAAUCAGAACGCGAGAAGUUUCUGA
This is a messenger RNA of Cladophialophora yegresii CBS 114405, 840 nucleotides long. RefSeq lists its product as uncharacterized. The transcript is spliced from 3 exons. Gene Ontology annotation, molecular function: oxidoreductase activity, acting on NAD(P)H, oxygen as acceptor. Lineage: Eukaryota; Fungi; Ascomycota; Eurotiomycetes; Chaetothyriales; Herpotrichiellaceae. Gene Ontology annotation, cellular component: intracellular anatomical structure. The coding region runs from base 1 to 840 and encodes 279 amino acids. The record is from RefSeq and is a predicted model, not a curated record.